AUGAUCGGGGGUUAUGUGGAACAACCGGACAAGAAGCGGGAGGGCACGAACGAAGCGUGGGCCUUCGCCCGCGGCGGCGGCGGCAGCUGGGACCUGGUGCCUUACGCGCCCGGCCCGCAGCCCGGGCCGCGCAUCGCGUCCCAAUGUGUGUCGGUGGGGGAAGACGUUUGGCUCAUCGGCGGCUGGGACCCCUCGCAGCAGGGCCCCGGGGCAUUCCAGGAUGACAUCUGGAGGCUCAGCACUAAGGACUGGUCUUGGACGCGAGUGGAGCCGCAGGGCGAGAAGGUCGGCGGCGGUAUCAGCAGGUUCCAGGCAGUGGCCGUCGACGGCAUGAUCUACAUCCACACGCACCGAACCUCGGACCACAUCCUAACCUUGGACACGUCCACGUCGCCCCCCACCCUGGCGCGGCGGCCCGUGCAGCCGGACACGUCGGCGGGCGCCCCGUCGGCGCGCGGCCUGCACUCGGUCACGCGGGUGGGGGGCGGACUGGUGCUGUUCGGCGGCGCCCCGCAGAGCGGCCCCAUGAUGGGCGACCUGUGGCGGCUCGACCUCUCCUCCCUCUCCUGGCAGCAGCUGUCCCCCGCCGGCCCCGCGCCCCACGUGCGCUGCAGCCACAUCGCGGCGGCGGUUGGGGACUCGAAGCUCCUUGUCGUCGGCGGCGCGUUUUACGGCAGCUCCGGCGGCCUCGAGAUGCUGGGGGAUGCGUUCGUGUACGAUCUAGAGAAGAACGCGUGGGAUGAGGUCGUUGCUUCCGGCGACGGGCUGCCGUCGCCGCGCAACGCCGCCGUCGGCUUGCCGCUGGCGCGGGCGUCGGAGGGGCACGUGCUGGACCUGCUGAUCCAUGGCGGCUGGCGGGCGUUUGUGGAGACCUAUGCCGACUCCCACAUCAUCUCAAUCUGA
Messenger RNA from Monoraphidium neglectum, 903 nucleotides. RefSeq lists its product as hypothetical. The record is from RefSeq and is a predicted model, not a curated record. Bases 1 to 903 code for a protein of 300 amino acids. Lineage: Eukaryota; Viridiplantae; Chlorophyta; Chlorophyceae; Sphaeropleales; Selenastraceae. Gene Ontology annotation, molecular function: protein binding. The transcript is spliced from 6 exons.